This is a messenger RNA of Gadus macrocephalus (Pacific cod), 2713 nucleotides long. Its product is annotated as zona pellucida-like domain-containing protein 1. NCBI's taxonomy places the organism in Eukaryota, Metazoa, Chordata, Actinopteri, Gadiformes, Gadidae. The transcript has 9 exons. The record is from RefSeq and is a predicted model, not a curated record. Gene Ontology annotation, cellular component: cell surface. Bases 170 to 1399 code for a protein of 409 amino acids.
CCAGUGAGCACAAUCAAAGCCCCUGUGAAGAGAGAGGCCAGUAUAAGUAGCCGGCACCCUGCAGGGCGUCAGGAGGAUCAUAGUGGGACCCAGACCGGACGGGAGAAUCCCAUGUGAGGAUAAAACGCCAAGGUAAAGGCAUUCCCUGUCUUAUACGAGUGAGGGGACAAUGCGGCUUACCUUGUUCCUGUAUCAGGUUGCCAUGCUAGUCUUCGUGAACGCACAGCAGGACUGCUUCAUGCACCCCACGUUCAGAGGGCCAACUAAUGCGGACAUCGAAGUGUCAUGUGGUACGCAGCAGAUGGCCAUGAAGAUGCUGCUGUGUCCCGUCUACUUCUGUGGAUACAACGAGUCUCUAAUGUCCCUCAACGGGGAGCACGACAAAGAGUACUGCAAGGGCGUCGCAGACUGGACCGUUGACCCCCCCGUGCUCAGGUUCAACUUCUCCAUCACCGAGGAGGAGAUCACGGUGUGCUCAAAUAAGCUGACGGUGACAGAGGAGAUGGGGAACGGGGUGUUCUCUGACUUCUCCAGUCUGCAGUACAUCAACAUCUCCGGCCAGAUCAAGUCCCAGGACCCAAUCGUAGGAACUGUGGCCUACCGUGAGGAGAUGAUGUACAUGUUCUCCUGCCGCUACCCGCUGCAGUACCUGGUCUCCAACAGCACAGACAUGAGCGUCGCAGGAGCCAGCCUGUCCAUGAAUGAGGAAAGCGGCAGCUUCAGUAGCACGCUCAGGAUGGCUUUGUUCUCGGACAAUGCCUAUUCCUCCGCUCUCAGGAUCCCUCAAGGAGGACUCAAGCUGAAGACCAGGAUCUUUGUCCAGGUGGCCGCCAGCAACCUGAGCAACAGAUUCAACGUUGUACUGGACAGGUGCUACGCCUCGACCACUUUCUUCUCCGUCGACAGCAUCACACAUGACCUCUUUGUUGGGUGCAAUAAGGACGGCCAGACGAUCAUCGCCAUCAACGGGAUGGAUCAGAACGCCCGUUUCUCCUUCGAGGCGUUCCGCUUCGUCCAGCAGAGGACCAGCGCCACCUUUUACCUGCACUGCUCCACCCGGCUCUGCGAGCGCUCCAGCUGCCCCGCCCUGGUGGAGAACUGUUCCAUCUCGACGGCGUUCAGAAGGCGGCGCAGCGAGGGCGGUGGCGGCUGGAGCAAGAGGGUUAGCGACGCGGCCACCGUCAGCUCGGGGCCCAUCACCACCCGCAUGGACACUGGUGAGGAGGAUGAAGAUGAUGAGGAUUCUACUCAGCAGAGCAAGAAGAAAGUCAUGCUAGGGGUUGUCAUAGCAGCAGGGAUCCUAGUCACCAUCUUCCUCUCUCUAGUGGCUUUCAUCACUUGUGUCGUCUGUAACUCCGAAAGAUGGUUCAGUAAACCAGUUCUCUACCGACUGGAGUGAGAGAGACUUUUUAUUUUGUUUUUACUACGGAAGACGCUAUGUUAAAUCCGAUUUAAAAAGUAAAGGUCCUGCCAUGUUUUAGGAGCCAAUGCACGGAGAGAGCUUAUUGGCCAAUUGACUCUGGAACUACUGGGAAGGGCUUUUACUUUAUACUUGUAACAUGGAUGGAGUGUAAACAUGGAUGGGUCCACUCUGAUUUAAAGAUUUUAGAAUCUUAUCAUUUGUAGUCGACAAUUAUUAUUUACAAAUAAGUCUCUCUGUAUAUAUUUCUGUGAAAGGUAAAUGGAGAAAGUCACAAUGAGUAUUUGUAACAGUUUUACCUGCUUAUGUAUUGACAAAAUAAGAAAACAUAACAGCAUUAGUUAUUCCUGACCAAUAAAAUAUAUUAAGAAUAUAUUCUGAGUCAUCUCAGAAUAUGACUCAGUAAAAUAUAUUCUGGAAUGAGGCAUUGGAAUUAGAGUUUGUAAACUAAGAUCUAAGAUGUAAACUAAAAUCUUCCAUUCAAUUUAAUUGUCAACAAUUCUUCCUACGAUUGUUUUUUUAUAUAUAUAUAUAUAUAUAUAUACUUUUGCUUGUUUAAUUGUGAUGUCCUCAUUGAUUACACUGCAAUCAAUUGGAAUGAAGAGACAAUAUGAAUGCAUGACAACAGCAUUUUUUCUGAGGUUAGGAAAGUAAUUGGUAAAUUAAUUGUAUAAUACUGGGGCUUUUGGGGUAACACUUUUUAUUAAAACUAUGAAUGUCACAGAAUAUUUUACAAACCCAAAAAAAACUCAAAGCCUAAUCAUUUUAAGUACUUCAACUUUAAAAUCAUAUAAUAGGAUGAUCAUCCGAUUGUUUUACCUGCAGCAGUAAGAAAAGUCAUGGCACACAGGAACUACAAGGUUAAGUUUUAUUUCUUUCCAACAACUGAGAUUAAAUCAACAACUAAAAACAAAAAACAAAACAAAACAGAAAAGUUUUGUAUCAACAGUUUAGCAAGAAAACAUCUUCUACUCCUGACGCUCACCCGAGUCCCGUUUGCCCUACUGCCUCUGCCAACCGUUUCAGAGGUAGAGGAUUCCAGAAGCAUCAAGAGCCAAGAUCGGUGCCGUGUGUGUGGUCCGUGUGUGUUUGGGGGGUGGGCUGUUACGUCAUGGACAGAACGCUGAACACAGUGGAAACCUUCUCUUCCAAGCGUGUUUAGCAGCUCGCUGGGCAUCCAAAAACACAGGGGGCCUUGUCCACUAUCAGUGCAGCGAAUUCAUAACAGCUCCUACUAGGUUCUAAUAGCCAUCCAUUGAGGAAGAAAAAAGGCAUAAUCCCAAAAAAAAAGAA